Messenger RNA from Eublepharis macularius, 2010 nucleotides. It is a transcript of the gene RTN4R, whose product is annotated as reticulon 4 receptor. The transcript is spliced from 2 exons. Gene Ontology annotation, cellular component: plasma membrane. The coding region runs from base 14 to 1462 and encodes 482 amino acids. NCBI's taxonomy places the organism in Eukaryota, Metazoa, Chordata, Lepidosauria, Squamata, Eublepharidae. Gene Ontology annotation, molecular function: protein binding. The record is from RefSeq and is a predicted model, not a curated record.
CCGAGCUCCUAAAAUGAAGAGGGCGAUCGCCGAAGGAAGCAAACUGCUGAUUUUGGUUCUUUGCUUGAACUUCCCAUCAGAAGCAGAAUCUUGCCCUCUGGCGUGCGUAUGUUACAGUGAACCCAAGAUCACCAUCAGCUGUCAGCUGCAGGGACUUGGUGCCAUCCCCACCGAGAUCCCCAUCCAGACCCAGCGCAUCUUCCUACACAAUAACAAGAUAACCUUGAUCAGGUCCACCAGCUUCACCUCUUGCCGCAACAUGUCCAUCCUAUGGAUCCAUUCCAAUAACAUUAGCCUAAUUGAGCCUGGGGCAUUCUAUGGGCUUGACAAACUGGAAGAGCUUGACCUCAGUGAUAAUGUGAACCUGAGGUCCAUCAACCCUUCCACUUUCCAGGGCCUCGUCCACCUUCAUACCUUGCACCUCGAUCGUUGUGGACUCCUGGAGCUCUCCACUGGUCUUUUCCGGGGGCUUUUCUCUUUACAGUAUCUCUACCUGCAGGAUAACAACCUGCAGCACCUCCUGGACGACACCUUCGUGGAUCUUGCUAACCUCACCUAUCUUUUUGUGCAUGGUAAUAAAAUUAAGAGUUUAUCAGAAAAUGUCUUUCGGGGGUUGGUUAACUUGGAUAGGCUCCUUUUGCAUCAGAACAGGGUUAGCGUGGUCCAUCACCGGGCUUUCCAUGACCUUGGGAAAGUGAUGACCUUGUACCUUUUUAAUAAUAACCUGACGGUGCUCACGGGAGAUACCAUGUCUUUCUUGGUGUCUCUCCAGUAUCUUCGGCUGAAUGGCAACCAGUGGGUGUGUGACUGCCAAGCCCGGUCUCUCUGGGAUUGGUUUAAACAGUUUAAAGGAUCUUCCUCAGAACUGGAAUGCCACCUGCCUCCUCACUUGGCGGGGAGGGAUCUCAAACGGCUGCAGAGCACUGACCUGGAAGCUUGCAUGGACUCUUUCAACCAGAUAAGAACGAGCGUUUUUAGCACCAAGACCAGGUCUGGGAAAUUGUCGACGGCUGACCCACCUCUAAAUCACCAUGACAGUUCACGAAAAUGCUGCCCGCCAGAAAUGGAUAAAUCUUUUAUUUAUGAAGCCAAAGGCAAGGCGGGUCCAUCUUCACACAGCAGCCGGGCUUCCCCAAACAACCCUCUGAAGGAUAAGGAAAAUAUGUCCAAAACCAAGUUCCAAGUGGAGACAGACCUUUCCAAAAAUGGCAGCAACAAGCAGAUCAAUGACUCUCCAUUCGGGACUUUCCCCAGUGUGGUGGACCCUCCAUUGACCAAUCUGAAACCUGAAUUCUUAGGCCCAAUUGUUCCCUCCACAGUCCCAACCAAAAAGAGGCAGGGGUGUACUAAAAAGAACAAAUCUAGGUCGCAGUGUCGUGUUGCCCAAACAGUCCAGAGUUCCACAUCACAGCUAAGUCCAUUGAUUCCCCCCUUGGUAUGGAGCCUAUUUUGGUUCUGUUAGACGAGCAACUUUUCCCACCUUGAUGAAUGAUACAUCAAUCUCAGACAUUUGCUUAAAAAUAAAAAUUUAACCCACCUCUACAAAACGUUGCGAACAAGAAGGUAAUCUAUACCCAGAGAAAGCUUUGUUACAUAAAAAGUUAACUGGAUGCCUUUAUAAAACACACACUCAAACAAAAGAGUUGUACAUAAUUUAUUUGUUCUUCCUGCAAUCUGUGUGUUUGAUCAUUUGGUCUUCGGAACUGCACUCGCUCACAAGAGUUUUUGGCCAGAACAGUUGGUUUUAAAAAAUGAUUUACCACCCCCAUGGAAUAAAACAGAAAAUAAAGGUGCAAAAAAAAGUAUGCCUUUAAAAAUGUUUCUAAAAAAAUGUGCUUUGCAAUUUGAAACUAUUCUCAAAUGACGUGGCAAGGUCCCUGUCUGCGGAGAUGACACAUCAAUGCCAUUUUUCCUCUUGCUUUUCUGAAUCUUGCAGUUUAACCACCUUUCCUUUCUGUCAUACCAUGUUUACGGGAGGGGCAUUUGUUAAAGAAUGCUUCCUUUUCCAUC